Molecule: messenger RNA, 1302 nt
Organism: Oncorhynchus keta (chum salmon)
Lineage: Eukaryota; Metazoa; Chordata; Actinopteri; Salmoniformes; Salmonidae
Exons: 2
Coding region: 80-709 (209 amino acids)
Source: RefSeq, a predicted model, not a curated record
CUAUCACACAGAGCCUCCUUAUUGCAUCAGGCAUCGUCCACUCGGCAGAGAGACAGAAAGGACAGCUAGACUACAUGUCAUGGACUGGUGGACUACCCUGGCUGCGAGUAUAGCCUUCCUCUGGCUGCUGUGUUACAUCGACGGUAAGAGAACCUGGUUAGCAGAGGUAUGGGAGCUUUCUUCGUCAAGGGAACGGUGCGGUAUUGGCACGCGCACGGCUCUUCCUCCUAACUGCGGCAACGCCGUCCUGGAGCUGCGGCUCCUCCUCCACGCCCUCACCAAAGCAGCGUGCCACCUGUACCUGGCCGUGCUCCCACUGCGGCGCGCCGCACGGCACCUCGCCCGCUUCAUCUGUCACCUGGUAAACCAUGGCCCCGCCUCCGCUGGCCGGGCGUCUCCUCUUCUCCUCGAGGGGGUGUGUGUGAUAUGUGAAGCGGUACCGGACCUGCUGGGAGCCGGGCUCAGUCUGUGUGCAGUAGUCUGUCACAUCCUACAGGGGGUACUGUUCCUGCUGGCCGCCACGGUGAGGUCGGUCCAGGUGAGUGUUCUGGCCCAGAUGGACGGGGAGAAGGAGAGGUGGGAGAAGGAGCAGCAUCAAGCUCGGCAGGACGAGAGGAGACAGAACUCCGGGGUGGUGGAAUACCUGUCUGUGUUCUGUCAAGACCCCAUCAGUUCACUACGACUCAGAGUGGACAUGAUCAAUAGAUAACAUCACUGUCUGUCUGUAAAGGUGGACAUGAUCAAUAGAUAACAUCACAGUCUGUCUGUAAAGGUGGACAUGAUCAAUAGAUAACAUCACUGUCUGUCUGUAAAGGUGGACAUGAUCAAUAGAUAACAUCACAGUCUGUCUGUCUCUGUCUGUCUCUGUCUGUCUCUGUCUGUCUGUCUGUCUGUCUGUCUGUCUGUCUGUCUGUCUGUCUGUCUGUCUGUCAGCGUUGGGCUCAAUUCAGACUUGAGUUAAGAAUACUUCAAAUUCCAAUUAAAUUCUUGAAUUUGAAUUGAAGUAGUAAACAGGAUACAGAAUUUGAAUUUGAAUGAAAGGAAAUAGAAUUUAGUUCAGGGAAAUUCAACUGUCUCUUGUAUUGUAUAUUAGGUGUAGUCUAUAACUAUAUAUUUAUUUAUAUAUCAUGUAAAACGUGUCAUUAUAUACAUGCCUAAUUAAAUAAAGGUUAAAUUAAAUAAAUAAGUAUACAUGCAUAUAAAAUAUUGUUGAAACAGUAGAUUUCCAGGACAAACUCUCUUCCAAUUAAUGACCGAGGACAACAAAUCCUGUAUGCAAAUAUUCUGUUUUCAUUAAUCACU